AUCUUGUCCCGAUCUUAAUCGCGCCAAUUAUCGAUUACUCGAUUACACUAAUUUGAAUGAUCGUAUCGAUACCCGUUGCUCAUGAACAAUAUCGUUCGAUAGGAUUCACACGGCUAAAAAACCACGAAACGAUUACUUACCUGUCGUGCACACAUGCGAACAUGAAAUUAGUAAUAAAAUUCCUAUAUUGACAGUUUGACAGAUGUAAACAAUUUUAACCAUUUCUGAUUUGCAUAUCGAAAAUCGUUUUUUUUUUUGAGAUACUCAUUUCUUGCUUCGUUCAAUUCAGUCAACGGCGCUGGAAAAAGUUUUUACAUACUCUUGUAAUAAUGUUUAUUUAUAACAUAAGAGCAUACUUAAAUAUAUCUAUCGAUGUCGUAAAAUUUCUUCUCAAACUGUCUGACUUUGAAAGUGGUAAUUGGAAACCGGUGGCUAUUAUCAUUUAACAAGAAAACGAUCCUAUGAUAGUGGAAUCCAUCUUCUCGUGCUGUAAUUUACUUCUAACAUGUGGAUCGUCCAUUUACGUCCUGACCAAACAUUCGUACGCUCAAUAUUCGAAAUUGAUGAUGCACAUCACGUGUGCCUGCACCGGUAUCGCGAUCAUCGGUUCACGAUCCUUAAUCGUCCUCGUGUACAAGCUCUUCGUCAAGGAAUACAGUAAGCUAAUUUGGUCAUUUUUAAUUACGGUGAAAACUGUAAUUGAAUUAUCGUCCUCUCCAGUGAUCGACCCGACUUUAAUGGAGAUAGAGGAGGAGAAGAACAUGGGUAGAUUGAACGUCCUAAACGAGAUUCUUGGGAUAUUGAGCAUGGGCGGAUUAAUUUAUUCCCUAUACUCUUGUCACGGAUACUACAUCCUUGGCAUCUGCGUUGUCACCGGUUUAUCGAUUUUAGAUAUAGUCAAAUUGUACAGAAUGAACGCCGAAGUACCAGAGAAAAUUGAGAAAAUACGCUUCCACGAUUCUCCGUUUCAUUCGAGCAACCCGUACGAUUCGAAAUACAACGUACUAAUUUGGGCGAUAGUCAGUGGAUAUUUUGCAUACUUGGUAGGUAACAACUACGCGAUGGUAGCUAAUUACCCGUUGGUUUUGACGAACUGGGCGAUGGCACCUGAAGGCUUCUAUCAGGGUUGGACUAUACGACGAACCAUCAACGAUUACCUAAUGGCUACUUAUAUUAUGUGCAUGACCGAAGCGAUUCGGCAAGCCAGUGUAUCUUAAUAUUUCCAUAUUUAUAUAAUAUAGUGUUUCUCUUCAAUUCAAUUUACUCUUUAGAAUCUUUUUACGACAAUCAUUAUUCGACUCAUAAAAUAAUUUUAAA
This is a messenger RNA of Ceratina calcarata, 1317 nucleotides long. RefSeq lists its product as uncharacterized. Lineage: Eukaryota; Metazoa; Arthropoda; Insecta; Hymenoptera; Apidae. The coding region runs from base 462 to 1217 and encodes 251 amino acids. The record is from RefSeq and is a predicted model, not a curated record. The transcript is spliced from 3 exons.